This is a messenger RNA of Funneliformis geosporum, 348 nucleotides long. The record is from the annotation of a GenBank genome assembly. NCBI's taxonomy places the organism in Eukaryota, Fungi, Glomeromycota, Glomeromycetes, Glomerales, Glomeraceae.
UCUUCUAAAGCUCUUAAAAUUAGUCAAUUAAGGGCUGAUAUCACAUAUAAGCAUCAUCUUAAUAAUAACUCUUCUCAAUCAACAUUUUUCGAACCUAUUUUAUUAGAUAAAGAUAUUACAAAUGAUGAAGCAGCAAUAUUAAUAGAGGAAGAGCAUGAUAAAAUACAUGAUGAAUCAGAUAAUGAAGCAGAAUUCCAAUUAGAAAAUGAGUUUAAUGAAUAUCUUCAAAAUUGGGCAGAAAUGCUAGAAGAAGAAAGAAUUAGCAUUUUUGAUGAAAAUUUUGAUGAAAAUAACACUAUAGAUAAUAUUAUUCAUCCUGCCAUUGACUUUAAUGCUAAAUGGAAGUUG